Molecule: messenger RNA, 4558 nt
Organism: Oreochromis aureus
Lineage: Eukaryota; Metazoa; Chordata; Actinopteri; Cichliformes; Cichlidae
Gene: rev3l
Product: REV3 like, DNA directed polymerase zeta catalytic subunit
Exons: 20
Coding region: 19-3651 (1210 amino acids)
Biological process (GO): error-prone translesion synthesis; double-strand break repair via homologous recombination
Cellular component (GO): zeta DNA polymerase complex; nucleus
Molecular function (GO): DNA-directed DNA polymerase activity; nucleotide binding; DNA binding
Source: RefSeq, a predicted model, not a curated record
GAUGCCCCAGGGAAGCCAAUGGAGGUCGGUGGCCGUAAGCUAACAGUGGGCACUCGGCUAGCUCAGGAACUUGCAGAGUUUGGUGGAGACCUGUCUCUGGAAGGCCUCCAUUUCUGGAAGACGGCCUUCUCAGCCAUGACGCACCCCGCCACGACCGUUAUCUCAUCUUGUCAAGGAGCAGAGGCUUCAGAGACAAAGGGUGACCUAUCCUCGUCCAGCGAUAAGAAGGUGGUGCUUUUACCCUGCAAAAACCCACCAAACCGCAAGCGUGUGCAGGUGUGGCUAAAAGCUAGAAAGCAGUAUGAGAGUUUACAAAAAGGCAGGAGAGAGUCUGAGCUGCUGAAGACAGAAAGGGCUGGUCUGGAGGUGGAGGAAGAUGGGGGCUCAGAGAGAAGCGAGCUGCCAGCUGCUGACAGAAGCUUGAAGGUUGAGCUCUGUAGUAACCUUUCCUGUACGAGAGCUCAAAGGAGAAAGAAACAGAGCCUGUCUUUAAUCCUGUCUCCCCUGGAGAAUACAGGAUUGAGGUGUAAAUCCACAGAAGCAAGUCCAGUUUCAGAUAAAGGCAGUGUCUGUCUUGAACAGGAGAACAAAAAUAAAGAGGAUGAUGAUGAUGAUAAAACCACCUGUCUAGAGUCCCCAGAGCUGCCUACAUGGCAGCAGUCCCAUCAACCAAGCCCCUCUGGCCAAGGACAGCUCAGUGAGAAUAAGCCAGGUGAAGACUCUCCAGAACCGCUAUCAUCUAUGCGCUGUAAUUCCCCAGAGCUGCUAAGAGGGAACCACAGUCCCUCACCUCUCGCUGUCAGUGACAGGGAUGAGAGGAGGACCAGUCCCCAGCUCGUUCACAGCACCCCUUUCUUAAGGAGGCGAUGGAGAAGCAAAGAAGAUCUGGAUCCAGUGUGUAGCACGCCCAUAUCUCAGGAGGAUCCUGUUUCUCAGAGACUCCAGCAAAGGAGGCGGAGCCAGGCAGACCCCCUGAGAAGAGUGUUACUGACCACGCAGAUGAAGAAUCAGUUUGCUGCUUUGAAUGUGCCAAAGAAAGAUAACUCUCAGAUCGAAGGGCCAAGUAUAGCCAAUUCCUACGGCUUUAAAGUCAGCAUGCAGAACCUACAGGAUGCCAAAGCUCUGCAUGAGGUCCAGCACCUGACACUGAUGACCAUGGAGCUUCAUGCAAGAACCCGCCGUGACCUCGAACCUGACCCUGAGUUCGACCCCAUAUGUGCCUUAUUCUACUGCUUCAGUUCAGAUACCCCCCUGCCUGAUGUAGACAACACCCAGCUCACGGGGGCCAUCGUGGUAGACAAAGACCAUCAAGGUUCCAGCCAAGGAUGCAGAGGAAGAGCACCGUUGCUGGUCAGAUCAGGUGUUUCUGGGCUGCAAGUGACAUAUGCUGCUGAUGAGAAGAUGCUGUUUGACGUGUUGGUCACCAUCAUGAGGAGAUUUGACCCGGACAUCUUGGUGGGCUACGAGGUGCAGUUGCAUUCCUGGGGCUACCUCCUUCAGCGGUCCUCAGCACUUGGAGUGGAUCUCUGCCAGCAGCUGUCACGAGUGCCAGGUGACUCCAAAGAGAACCGCUUUGCUGCAGAGAGGGAUGAAUACGGAGCCGACACCAUGACAGAGAUCAACAUCAUCGGGCGCAUCACCCUCAACCUGUGGAGGGUGAUGAAAACUGAGGUGACAUUAAACAACUACACUUUUGAAAACGUGGCCUUCCAUGUGCUCCACCAGCGCUUUCCUCUCUACAGUCCCCGCACUCUGUCUGACUGGUUUGACCACAACACAGACUUGUACAGAUGGAAGAUGGUGGAUCACUAUGUGAGCCGUGUGCGUGGCUGCAUGCAGCUCCUGCAGCAACAUGACAUCAUUGGCAGAACAAGCGAGCUGGCCAGGCUAUUUGGAAUUCAGUUUUUCCACGUUCUGACCCGAGGAUCACAGUACCGUGUGGAGUCCAUGAUGCUGCGUGUGGCCAAGCCCCUAAACUACGUCCCAGUGACGCCCAGCAUACAGCAGCGUGCCCAGCAGAGGGCUCCACAGUGCAUCCCUCUGGUGAUGGAGCCUGAGUCCCGCUUUUACAGCAACUCGGUGGUCGUGCUGGACUUCCAGUCGCUCUACCCUUCCAUUGUCAUCGCAUACAACUACUGUUUCUCCACCUGCCUCGGCCAUGUGGACAACCUGGGAACGCCCGAUGAGUUUAAGUUUGGCUGUACCUCCCUGCGAGUCCCUCCUGAGCUCCUCUACCAGCUCCGCAACGACAUCACCGUGUCGCCUGGUGGCAUCGCCUUCGUUAAGUCUUCAGUGCGUAAAGGUGUCCUGCCCAUGAUGCUGGAGGAAAUCCUCAACACGAGGAUCAUGGUGAAGCAGUCCAUGAAAACCUACAAGCAGGACAAAGCCCUGACGAAGCUGCUGGAUGCACGGCAGCUCGGACUCAAGCUCAUCGCCAACGUCACCUUUGGAUAUACCGCUGCUAACUACUCUGGACGCAUGCCCAGUGUGGAGGUUGGAGACAGCAUUGUCCACAAAGCCAGAGAGACCCUGGAGAGAGCCAUCAGGAUGGUCAAUGACACCAAGAAAUGGGGAGCGCGUGUCGUGUACGGAGACACCGACAGCAUGUUUGUUUUACUGAAAGGAGCCACCAAAGAGCAGGCUUUCAAGAUUGGCAAAGAGAUUGCAGAAGCAGUGACUGCAACCAACCCCAAGCCUAUCAAGCUCAAGUUUGAGAAGGUGUACUUGCCGUGCGUUCUGCAGACAAAGAAGCGCUACGUGGGCUACAUGUAUGAGAGCCUCGACCAAAAAGAGCCCGUGUUUGAUGCCAAAGGGAUUGAGACGGUGCGCCGUGACGGCUGCCCUGCUGUUUCCAAGAUUUUGGAGCGUUCCAUCAAGCUGCUGUUUGAGACACGUGACAUUAGCCAGGUGAAGCAGUUUGUACAGCGUCAGUGUGUGAAGAUUCUGGAUGGCCGGGCCAGCAUCCAGGACCUGACCUUCGCCAAGGAGUACCGGGGCAGCGGCUCGUACCGACCUGGAGCUUGCAUCCCUGCGCUGGAACUCACCAGACGGAUGAUGGCGUAUGACCGAAGGCUGGAGCCACGCGUGAGUGAGCGGGUGCCCUACGUCAUUGUGUACGGCACACCCGGCGUGCCCCUCAUCCAGUUGGUCCGCCGGCCCACCGAGGUGCUGCAGGACCCCACCCUGCGCCUCAAUGCCACCUACUACAUCACUAAGCAGAUCCUGCCGCCGCUGGCCCGUAUGUUCCAGCUGAUCGGAGUCGACGUGUUCAGCUGGUACCAGGAGCUCCCCAGGAUCCAGAAGGCAUCCUGCUCCUCCGUGGUGGGUGGGGAGGAAGCGGGGAGGAAGGGGACAAUUUCCCAGUACUUCACCACGCUUCACUGCCCUGUGUGUGAUGAGCUGACCCAGCUGGGUGUGUGCUCACGGUGUCGUGCUGAACCUCAGCGAGUCGCUGUUACACUCUACCAGGACAUGAGGCAGUGGGAGAGUCAGCAAGAGCAGUUGCUGAAGAUCUGUAGGAACUGUAGUGGCUGUGCUGAGCGCCAGGUUCCCUGUGUGUCCCUCAACUGUCCCGUCCUCUACAAGCUGUCCCGGGUAAACAGACAACUUUCCAAGGCCCCCUACCUCCGUCAGCUGCUGGAGCAGUUCUGAUUGGCUUCCGAGUCCCGGAGCCACCCACUGAUUUGGUGCUAAUUCCCAGCCUUCCAUCUUAGUGUUUGUCCAUUUGGUCGUUAAAGUUUCAAUGGUGCUUUGAUUGAGCCCUGAUGGGUUUUCUCAUUUUGUCUCAAAGUAUUUCUCUGAGUAUGGAGACUGUUUACUUCAUGCCUCCAGUGGAAGAGGCCAUGUGUUCGUUUGCUGCCAUCUCCAUUAGCUGCUAUGGGCCGAAUGAAGCUGAUCUCUUUGAUGACACGGCCACAGACGGCCUGUUGCGGAACUGAGUCCAGUCCAAUCAAGGAACAUGUGUCGUAUUGUGUAUUCGCUGUAACUGGUUUUUAAAGAUCUUCUUAUAAAUUCAGAGACGAACUACACCCAAACCACUAAUUGACUUUUUCUCCUUUUUAUACUGACUGCAGUCUUUUGUAAAUAGUUCCUGUACAGAUCCAUCUCCAAUCUCACUGUGCAUUAACCAACUACAGCUCCAAUCAUGAACACAAUCAAAGCAGUUUGAUGCGUUCUUUUUGAAGGUGCCCUUGUCCGUUUUGGCAGAUUUGACAGUUCAUACUACAGAGUAUGGAAACUGGAAAGCUAUCCAUUUUUUAUUUUUAAAUGUGGGACUGCUGCAAUACUGUAUUUUGGUAAUUUAUGCCAUGAAGAGUCUAUUAUUUCCUUGUGGAUAUAUGGUUUUGUGUACGUUUCCAUUUUACUGUGUAAACCGUCUUCAAACUACAUUAAAAUUUGAUCUUUAACCCUCCCUCUCCAUGCAGCCGUACACAGGAUCUGUGGAUUUGUAAAAAUGUAAAAACUUAUAAUGAAGGAGAUCCUUUUUGUUUGUUUUUAAUGAACAUUGCUGUGGGUGAAGGUUUGAGAUUGAUAUAAUAAAAUAAAAAAAAUCAAUGUA